CCGGGGAAAUUAGAAGAAGCUGCCGAGGAUGCUUAUAACGAGGACGGCCCGCUGCCAGUGGUGAUCUUGCUGGACUUUGAAACGACCGGGCAGGGCACCACACAGAACCGCAUAGUGGAGCUGGCGCUGAGGGACGUGGCGGGGGGGAGAGGGGCAGCGCUGCACACGCUGGUGAAUCCGUUCCCUCGGGUCAUCUCUGCCGACGCGGAGAGGAUUCAUGGGAUCAGCAUGCGCAUGGUCAACCGCCCCUCCGUGCCGCACUGGCGAGAAGCUGGGCGGCUGCUGGUGGACUUUGUAGAGGCCCGGCGGGUGGCACAGGCUGAGCGGGUGGCACAGGCUGAGCGGGCGGCACAGGCAGGGCGGGUGGCACAGGCAGGGCGGGCAGCAGUCUCAGUACACAGCAGUGCUACCACUGGCGUCUAUGUCAACACCGAGACCGGGGCAGGAGGAGGGACGCGCAUGGGGAUGAUGAGUGCAGAGAUGACUCAGACGAGCGCUGUUUCUUCUGCAGCCGCCCUGCUGCUGCCCCCGGUGGUGCUGGUGGCGCACAAUGGGUGGUCGUUUGACUUCCCUCUGCUGCGCAACGAACUACAGCGAGUGGGGAUUGCUGUGCCUCCGGGUUGGCACUCCCUCGACUCCAUGCGCCUCGUGCAGAGGCUCUUCAAAGACGCAGAUCGCAAGCCAGCAAGCAAGGCCCUGGGGUUCCUCUUCUCAACGCACUUCCGCUGCUCCACGCCUUUUGCCCACCCAGACCUGGCCCACCGAGCCAUGGCUGAUGUGGACAAACUGGCCGAGGUGCUCGCUGCCGUGAUGUGGGAAAGAGGGGUUACUGUACAACAGUUGUUACAGUACACUAAACCAUUCUUAUAA
Messenger RNA from Closterium sp. Yama58-4, 870 nucleotides. The record is from the annotation of a GenBank genome assembly. NCBI's taxonomy places the organism in Eukaryota, Viridiplantae, Streptophyta, Zygnematophyceae, Desmidiales, Closteriaceae.